Mus musculus (house mouse) is the source of this 1941-nucleotide messenger RNA. It is a transcript of the gene Zfyve19, whose product is annotated as zinc finger, FYVE domain containing 19. The record is from RefSeq and is a predicted model, not a curated record. Lineage: Eukaryota; Metazoa; Chordata; Mammalia; Rodentia; Muridae. Gene Ontology annotation, molecular function: phosphatidylinositol-3-phosphate binding; metal ion binding. Gene Ontology annotation, cellular component: Flemming body; midbody; cleavage furrow. The transcript is spliced from 11 exons. The coding region runs from base 411 to 1598 and encodes 395 amino acids. Gene Ontology annotation, biological process: midbody abscission; mitotic cytokinesis checkpoint signaling; negative regulation of cytokinesis.
GCAGCGCGUACAGAUCCAUUUGUAAGAGCUCUUUGGUCACCGCCAUGGUUCUAGUCCAAACUUGAAUUGAUACUACAACUCCCAGGAGUCUGAGCGUGUGCGUGGGCGCGGGGCUUACUCGCUCCGAGCCGGCCCAAAAGCGCGCUAAGCCUCCUGGGAUGAUGCCUUCCGAUUCUCGUCUGACUGGCUGUGGAGGAGCGCGCUGCGGAGAAUGAACUACGACUCCCAGCAUGCCCCACUCCGCUGCCGCCCCGCCUUGGUGAGUGCAAAGUCAGAAUUCUCCGCGCUGGGCCGCCCCUGGACAGCGCCGAUGGGCGUGUGGGACUGGGCUGCACAACCUGAGGGUCUGAGAGGCCUACCCUGCGCUGGUGAGAGGCUAACCUACCAAUUCUGCAGCGCCGAGAACUGCUAUGGAGAGCAGGUGCUACGGCUGUGCUGUCAAGUUCACCCUCUUCAAGAAGGAGUAUGGCUGUAAGAAUUGUGGCCGAGCCUUCUGUAACGGCUGUCUUAGCUUCAGCGCUCUGGUACCCCGGGCUGGCAACACACAACAGAAAGUCUGCAAGCAGUGCCACACAAUCCUGACCAGAGGGUCUUCUGACAAUGCUUCCAAGUGGUCACCACCUCAGAACUAUAAGAAGCGUGUGGCAGCCUUGGAAGCCAAGAAAAAGUCCAGCACUUCCCAUAGCCAAAGCCUGACCCACAAAGACCAAGCCAUCGCUGAGCGCCUAGCACGGCUUCGUCAGGAAAACAAGCCUAAGUCAGUACCCUCACAAGCCGAGAUAGAGGCACGGCUAGCCGCACUGAAGGAUGAAGUCCAGGGCCCCAUUCCUUCCACGCAGGAGAUGGAGGAUCGGCUUGCAGCCUUGCAGGGCAGAGUCCCACCUUCUCACACCGUGAGACCGGCACACCAGGCACCAGAUACCAGGACCCAGGCCCAGCAGACGCAGGAUCUGCUAACACAGUUGACAGCUGAGGUGGCUAUUGAUGAAAACUGCCAACCAAGAGCCUCAGCCUCUCUCCAGAAUGACCUCAACAAGGGAGCUGCGAGAAGCCAGCGCACAAAUUCCCAGGGCCAGGCCAGCCAGUCUCUGGAGGAAGAGAAGUACAAGCUGCUGGCUGAGGCAGCUGUUGAGCUACAGGAGGAGAACACCAGGCAGGAACGGAUCCUGGCUCUUGCCAAAAGAUUGGCUGUACUGAAGGGACAGGACCCCAGCAGAGUGACCCUCCAGGACUAUCACCUCCCAGACAGUGAUGAGGAUGAAGAGACAGCCAUCCAGAGAGUCAUGCAGCAGCUCACUGAAGAAGCUGCCCUGGAUGAGGCAAGUGGCUUUAACAUCCCUGAGAAACCAGCUCCAGGAUCCCGGGCCCAACCCUGCAAGGCAGAGAUGGAGCCCCAGUCUCUGCUUCAGGGGCCCCAGGCUGAGGAGGAGGAACUCCCCUGGUGCUGUAUCUGCAAUGAGGAUGCUACUUUGCGCUGUGCUGGCUGUGAUGGGGACCUCUACUGUGCCCGGUGCUUCCGGGAGGGCCAUGAUAACUUUGAUCUUAAAGAACAUCAGACUUCUCCCUACCACCCCCGACGGCCUUGCCAAGAACACUGAGGAUAACCUAAUGAUCUCCUGAGGUGGCUGUGCCACAGGCAACCAGCAGGCUGGGAAGACUCCUGGGCCAAGUCUCAGGGCAUCCAGGGGGACAGAAGACCCUGCUCUACUGAUGGUAAACACACCCUUUUGUGAGCUUCCCAGUCCCUGGAAGGAAGAAACAUAAUAAGUCUGAGAGGGGCCAGGUGAGAGGAGGAGUCAUGGCCCUCCCCUAAGAGGCUGGCCUCAAACAGAGACAGAUGGAGAAGACACCAUACUGAAGCUAAAAGUGAUACCUGAAAUCUGCUUCCCAGGCCCAAUCCUGGCUAUACUGGGAUCUAAUAAAAUGUGUUGAGCCAUUGGC